Molecule: messenger RNA, 504 nt
Organism: Orycteropus afer afer
Lineage: Eukaryota; Metazoa; Chordata; Mammalia; Tubulidentata; Orycteropodidae
Gene: EVA1B
Product: eva-1 homolog B
Source: RefSeq, a predicted model, not a curated record
AUGGACGCCCCCCGAAGGGACAUGGAAUUGCUCAGCAACAGUCUGGCGGCCUACGCACACAUCCGCGCCAACCCUGAAAGCUUCGGCCUCUACUUCGUGCUGGGCGUCUGCUUCGGCCUGCUGCUGACACUGUGCCUCCUGGUCAUCAGCAUUUCCUGCGCACCCCGCCCGCGACCCCGCGGGCCCCCUCCCCGCCAGGACCCCCGCAGCAGCACCCUGGAGCCCCAGGACGAUGACGACGACGAGGAGGAGGAGGACACGGUGACGCGGCUGGGCCCCGACGACACGCUGCCAGGGGCUGAGCUGUCCGCGGAGCCCGAUGGGCCCCUCAGCGUCAACGUCUUCACUUCCGCAGAGGAGCUUGAGCGGGCGCAGCGGCUGGAGGAACGGGAGCGGAUCCUACGGGAGAUUUGGCGCACAGGGCAGCCAGACCUGCUGGGCACCGGCACACUGGGGCCCGGUCCCGCGGCCACAGGCACCCUGGGCCGAAUGCACUAUUACUGA